AUGGCCAUUACCCAAGUCCGCCCGGCUGAGGUUCCUCGCAGCAAGCUGCCAUACUACGACCUGGCUACCCACAACGAAACCGAAACUAAGCAGGUGACUCAGCAAUACCACUACUCUGCUCUCAAGGAGUCACCGAUCGUGAAAUCUUCGGAUUCUAUCCUGAAAGCAUUCGCAGCAUUUGUGUCCAGUGUCACCGACCUCGACUACAUCGCAUUCAUCGCCAACUAUGCCAAGAUCGAGGGCGCUGCUUCCCAGCGCCUGCUCGCCAUAGCCUCCAUCACCGGGAGCUCAAAACCACGAAUCUUCACGUCCGACCACAUUGAGUUGGCUACUUUUACCGCAGUGGAAUUCAACGAAAAUGAGUUGGAUUUUGAAAUCGACAUCCUUCCUGGAAACAUACCAACCGCCCAGGCUUCUCGUGCUUUCCACUUGACAGUCCAGCCAAGCCAAGACGGAAGCGUUGCGGACUUGACACUCUCCAUAAACGCCAAGCAUGGACACUCUGUGCUGUCCACAAAUAUGCUGGAGCUUGUCGCCAGGUACCUUGCCAAUUCAGUGACGCAAGCCCCCGAGACCAAGUUUUCCAACUUAAACUACCCUCCUAAGCUAUGGAAGGCCCCCGUUCUCAAGACUGAUCUGCACCUCGAGCACAACUAUCCCGCCUUAAUGCACGGCGCUUUUGAACGACGUGUCCUCGAAUUCCCCGACCGCAUUGCCGUCGAAGCCGUUGCCGAUGAUUCCUUCACAGUGCGAAAGUGGACGUAUGUCCAGCUCAACGCUGAUGCCGAGGGGUUGGCGGAAGAGUUGCUGCUCAUGGAACGCACCAUUAACUGGACACCAGCCUACAAGAACCAGCGCGCAAUUCCGCUGUUUCUGCCAGCUGGCCCCGAAUUUUACAUUAGCGUUACUGCCAUGCUCAAGACUGGUCUCGCUGUCUGCUCACUACCCAUGGAUGCGCCUCCGCAGCGUCUUCUUGAUAUUGUCGAGGACACAAAGUCGUCCGUUGUUAUUGGUGCUGGAAGUGUACCAUUCCCAGGCGUCAACCUAGACGAUGGCUCCGAAGCUGCCGAGGCUCUUAAGAAGCUGACUUGGGUGGAUAUUAACGAAUUCACCAAUUGGCGCGCCAACUUCCCUGUCGAUCUCCAGGCUCCUGUGUCCCAGCAUCCACCUACAGAAGAAGAUCUGGCAUACAUUCUUUAUACUAGUGGAUCGACUGGCAAGCCCAAGGGUGUUCUUAUCUCACACUCCAUGGCCACCUGCGGUGUACAUGGCCACGCCGAAGCAUUUGAGCCCUUGCCCGCCGGCCCUGAGCUCCGGUGGCUCCAGUUCGCCAUGCCAACCUUUGACCUCUCUCUGAUGGAGCUUUUUGUUACCCUCGGAUACGGCGGAACCGUUUGCUCAGCGGAGCGUUCUCUCAUGCUCUCCGACAUCGAAAAGGCCGUCAACUUCUUCAAGGCCACUGCACUUUUCACCGUUGCCAGCAUGGCUACCCUGCUACGACCCAAGGCGCUUCCGACUUUGACUACUAUUGUCUCCGGUGGUGAAGCUCUUACGAAAUAUGCUAUUGACAACUUUGCUUACGACGCUCCUCGUGAACCCAAUACUGGGCCCAAGAGAGUCAUCAACAUAUACGGGCCUACUGAGGCGACUAUGUGUGCUACCUUUGAGAAUGCCGCUCUUGGCACCCGUGGAUCCAUCGCUGGUACUAUCUUCUCCUGCGCCUCCGUGGUUUUGGUGGAUGCCAACUCCUCUGAUGAUCUUAUCCAAGUCCCAAUAGGUCUCACCGGUGAGAUUGUUUUUGGCGGUCCCAUGGUCGGAUAUGGCUACAUGAAUCGUCCUGAGGAAACUGCCAAAGCCUUCACUUCUGGUCUGGGUCUGGGUCCUGUAUACCGCACUGGCGACAAGGGCCGCAUUGUCUUCAGCCCCGAGGGCGAACCUAAGCUUGAGAUCCUCGGCCGGUUGAAUAUGGAGCAGGUCAAGCUCAACACCCGCCGUGUCGAACUCGGAGAAAUCGAAUCUACCAUUGCCAAGGUAGAGGCUGUUCGUGAAGUUGCUACGGUCGUGCUCAACGGCAGCUUCUUGGCUGCCUACGUCGCUGUGCGGGAACACUUCAACGACGUCACGAACGAGGCUCUAAUUUCGCAGUGCCGAGAGGUUGCAGACGAGGGCCUGCCUGGAUGGAUGCGACCCGUCGAGUACAUCGUUGUGCCCAAGGUGCCACGCACAUCCAGCGGCAAGGUCGACCGAAAAACGCUCCAAAAAGUAGCUAUUGAGGACUUUGGUAGCUCUAUUACCCAGAAGCAGGCUAUCAACGACAACCUGACAUACGAGGACGCAGUCGAUCUCAAGGAUCAUGAAAGUGUGUCGGCCAUGCUAAAGCACAUUCUCAUCGCCAUUUUGGGCAGAGGUGCCGCCGAAGUCGCUGGUUCCUCUCUAGCUCUCACAACCUAUGGUCUUGACAGUCUUCGGUCGAUGAAGCUUCUCCAGGAGCUCAGACACCAGGGCGUGGAAGGACUAGCGAUCAAGGAUGUUCUAGUCGGCCAGAACUUUGCCGAGGUUGUCAAGUCGAUCAUCGAGGUGCAUAUCGCUCAGCUCAAGGAGGCUGAGGAGGCAGCGGCUGCCAACAACGAUGAGCUCAUCGGAAUUGAAGACGAGGAAGAGAUUCUGUUCCUUCCCCUCGGAGCUAAGCUCAAACACUUUGAACAUACAUGCAGAUCCAAGUGUGUCGAGGCUCUCAACAUCCCUAGCGAAGAUAUUGUCGAAGUACUACCUGCGACUGGUCUUCAGACCCGUGUGCUGUCCAGCAUCGAGGAGUCGGCAGACAUUCUCAAGGUCAGCAAACCAUGGGUUGAGCACUAUCCCUACCUGGUUCCCGACCACAUUGACGCCGCUCGUCUCGAAACUGCCGUCAUCAAGGCCCUCGAGGGUCGCGAUGCGUUUCGAACCGUUUGGGUACAGGUUGAGCACCCACUCGCUCCUUAUGCUCAGUGUGUCUUAUCUCCCAACUCGCCACACGCAAAGCUUCCCAUUCUUCGUAUGGAGUGCCCUGCUUAUGACGAGCAUCCGGGCAGCCUGUGGAACAGAACUGUUGACAAUGUUCAAAAGUCUGCAGAAGAGAUUUUUGGUCUCCACAGCCUCGGCUCGGUGACUUCCUUUGUGCGCUCGGCGGACAGAAGGCACUGCGUCGUAGUGUUUUCCGUUUUCCACGCCAUUUACGAUGGUAUGAGUCUGCAGGCUCUCCGUCGCGACAUUGUCGAGGCUUACCACGGCCUUCCCAUAUCCAGUGCAGGAAAGCCGGGUGUGCGUGUGCCUGUCGAGGAGCAUCUCAAAUCUGACUGGCUGGGCACUAGCAUUUUCUGGGCUCAGCGAAUGGCCGGCGCUGCUUCCUUCAAGGCUGGCGACAGGGUUCUUAAGGCUGGGGGGGCCGAGUUCACCACUGUAAAUACCAAUGUCGGUAUUGCUAGCGAAAGCCUCGAGUCUACGUUUAGCACUGGUGAGCUUUUUGCCAAGUCCAAGUCAGAGGGGCUGUUUACGCCCAUGGCUGUGGUUCAAGCUGCGUGGUCCAUGACGCUGGCCCAGACGCUUGUCGGUGACGAAGCCGCCCCAAACUAUGACGUGCAGUUCGGUAGCGUUUUCCACGGUCGCCACACGGCGGACUCGUUAGAUGCGUUUGCUCUGAUGCUCGACGGUCUUCCUACGCGCGUCACUUUUGAGAAGAACAAGAAUUUGACCCAUCGCGAGAUUUGCUCGCGAAUGUUCAGGCAGUACACGGACACUCUGGGCUUUACUGAGAUGCCCUGCCCCAGCAUCCAGUUUGCCCGCAGCACGCGCCGCUUCGACAGCUCCGUCAUCCUGCAGACAUUCCCUGUCCCAGACUUCGAUAUGGACAUGGAUGGCUUCCCUGCCUUUAACCGUGCCAACGACAAGGUCACGCCCUGGAAGGAAACUUCGUCGGACACGCCGAUUCUGAUUGAGAUGUGGCCUGGUGUGAAUAGAAUAGAGGACAAGCUCAGUAUCCGAUGCUCGUACAGCCAGGUAUGGCCCGGCUAUGAAUUCAUGACACCGGAUUGGGUCCAGGGACUGCUUGUGACUUUCAACAAGGCUUUGGCUCAAGUCCUCAACGAUCCCGACGGAGUUUUCGACGUUUUUCAGAGUGCCACUGCACAUCACGAUGCCAUUGAAUGCUCCCCAUGA
This is a messenger RNA of Cordyceps militaris CM01, 4194 nucleotides long. Its product is annotated as NRPS-like enzyme, putative. Gene Ontology annotation, molecular function: catalytic activity; phosphopantetheine binding. The transcript is spliced from 2 exons. The coding region runs from base 1 to 4194 and encodes 1397 amino acids. Gene Ontology annotation, biological process: amino acid activation for nonribosomal peptide biosynthetic process; secondary metabolite biosynthetic process. NCBI's taxonomy places the organism in Eukaryota, Fungi, Ascomycota, Sordariomycetes, Hypocreales, Cordycipitaceae. The record is from RefSeq and is a predicted model, not a curated record. Gene Ontology annotation, cellular component: cytoplasm.